GUGACAUGGCGUCCGGGUAGGAUGAAAGUUGACUGUUACAAUCCAAACGUUAAUGUUAUUUUCAUGACAUUAAUUUGAUAUAUUAUUAAAUAUAUAUAUAAAUAUAAAACCGAGAGCCGCGAAUUAAAUAAAGAUACCGGCAUUGAUGGUAAUGCAUGCGAGGAAACCACAAAGGAUCAGCGAUGGGUACUUCGAAAAGCACCAAACCCAUCCCUAUCAGCAGAACGCCAAGUACAGCGGUUCAAAAGGUGGAUAUCCAUCAUCAACAGUAUCAUCGGACAAUCGUUACGAGGGUCGAAUGCGCGAUUCUCCAAAUGGGAAUUCGUAUAGUCCAGCUGGUGGACUGGGCAUGGGCAUGCCUGUGGAACGCGAGAGUCCACGUAGCUACACAACCAAACCUCUUUAUAAGAAGGAGAGAGAAAAUAGAGACUAUAAGUUAUCUUCUUCACGCGAAAAGUAUUCCGAUUGUGCACGAUCUCCAAAAGACAAGAGAAGCCGUGACAGUCGGGACUCUGAGCACAGGACCAAUCAUGACAGGAGUGGUGGAGAGAUCUUACAUCCCAUAAAAUUAUCAAAUUCCUCACGAGAAUCGUCGCAGCGUAAACCUGCGCAUAACUCUUGUCAGGAUAAGAGAGGUGAUGAACGAGGUGGUGUUGUGGAAAGAGCGGCGAGAUUUGGCGACUGGUCAGAACACUUGAGUUCAUCAGGUAAAAAGUAUUAUUACAAUUGCAAAACAGAAGUAUCACAGUGGGAAAAACCACGUGAAUGGAUAGUCCGAAAUGACAGCAGGCAACGUCAAUCGAACGAUUAUUCAUCUAGGUCAAGUCAUGAUAAACAUUCCAACUCGCGAGCAAACAGUAGCAAUAUUAGAGACGGUAAAUCUCGACAAACAGACAAACGCGAGUACUGGGGAUCGUGUUCAGGUAGCAAUCAAGCCAGCAAUAGUGUGGGUGGUCCAAGCAGAGAUGAAUUGCUGUCGUUGUCCUCACGUGAGCGUGAUAAAGAACAACGUGAACGUGAUCGCGAGCAACGGGAGCGGGAGCGUGACCGAGAACAGCGCGAGCGUGAACGCGAAUUACAGCAGCAGCAGCGUGAGCGUGAGCAGCAACGUGACAGAGAUGACAUGUGUGGCGGUGAACGUCAGUCACAGGACAUGGACAUAUCUCCGGGUGAUUCAACGCCGACCUCUGAACCACAGACAUCUUUGCACGAUACACUGCCACAGGGGCCUGUUCUUCUCGCUACCGCGUUACCGCGACUGGCCUCGCAUCCCCCUACAUCAUUGUCAUCACAGUCAACUGGUAAAUUGUCGACCUCACCUACGACGCAUUGUAGUCAACCUGGCAACAGCAAUGCACCUGGUCCGCCGGUUACUCUUGCUAAUUUACCAAGAUUGUUGUCGCAGAUAACUGGUAGUAAGGAUCAGAAUGAUAUUACGCCACAGAAAGCACUUCAAACUAUACAGACUGCUAUCUUUUUGUCACGACAACAAUCAGGAAGUAGUGAUCGAGGAGGUAAUGAUCUUAUGGCACCGCUAAAAGUUGAUACUAGCGGUAAUGUCAAUUUGACGAAUGAGGGCCCGCCGACUCCAACACAUUCAGAGACACAGGAUUGCAUUGAUGCUAGAAAGAUGGUGAGUCCUGGAGGAUUGAAUGCCAGCGUUCAGGGGCUAAGUUCGCUGCAAGGAGUCAGCACACUGGGGUCUCUUGGUAGUCUCGGUAAUGGUGGAGGUCUCCAAGCGCUUUCAAGAGUUCAGCCACCAUUGACACCUUCUCUGACACCGUCACUCGCAAAUCAUUAUCGGGAAGAUCUGACUCAACAUGUCCGCGCUUUUCCUGCUGAUAUUCUUGAAAAACAAGCCCAAAAAUUGAGUGAAGAAGCACACACUAUGGGGAGCUUACAAUGUACUAGAGUUUCAGCAGAGCUUAAGACUGCACGAUCGUUAGUGAGGCUCACUGAGAUUCAAGCAACAUUACAAGAACAAAGGAUAUUAUUUCUUCGCCAACAAAUUAAAACCCUGGAGAAGCUGAAAUCCCAAAACUCCUUUAUGUCUGACGACUCUUAGUAAUCUUAUUGUUUAUUUUUUUUUAUUACCAAAAAGUCUAUUGGGGUCAAUAAGUCUUGCCGGCAAAUUUGAAAAAAAGUUGGCUAUUCCAAUCGUCAUUUGUAAAAAAAAUAAAAACAAAUUAAUUUAAUUAUCUCACCGUAGAAUUAAUAAAUUAAUGAGUAUAAAAAACUGCUUUUGUUGCGCGUAGAUUUGCUUUUUAUCAUUUCCUUGUAAUUAGAUACGAAAAAUGAUUAUUGAAUAUAAACAAUCAUUAUUAAAUAAUUGAUAAUUAAUUAAUUAAUUAAUUAAAUAAAUAAAUAAAUAAAAUAGGGUAAAGUCACUGGUGGUUGAUCACUAAAAAGAUCAACGUCGUUCUAUUUAUUUGUAUUAUAAUUUUUAUAAAUUGACUAUUAAAUAGUUAAUUAAAUUAUAACCAUAGAUUGUAAGUAUUUAAAAUUUUCUAAUAAUAAUAAUUUUUACAAUUUAAAUAUUAUUUAAUUAAUUAUUAAUUUUAAUUACAUUUCUUUAAUAAAUUGAUUAAAAAAAUGUAUAUAAUUUCUUUAUUAUUAUUAUUAAAUUAAAUGGGAUUGAUUAUGAGUGUCUUUACCCUAUUACUUUAAUUGUUUUUUUACACAAUUGUUGACAAAUUAUAAUUAGUAAUAAAUAAGUAUAAGUAAUAAUUAUAAUUAAGGGACAAUUAAUUGUAUUUUUUAACAAAAAAUAUCAUUACUGAUCAUUUAAAACUUGAUUAUUUUUUUUUUAAUUAUAAUUGUUUAGUUGUCUAGUGAUUUUUUUCAGGGUCAGGUAUUUCUGGUGAUAAAAAAUAUUUUUUAAUUAUUUUUUUUAUUUAGAUAUUUAUUAAUUUGUAAUUAAUAAAAAUAAUUCAUUUGCAAUUACGAUUUAUCACUUAUUUUAUUUUUUUCAUAAAUUAAUCAAUUAAAUUAAAAUUUUUUAUGCGGGCAGAAUUAUUUUAAAAAAUUAAUUCAAAUUUUUAAAUCCGAAAUUUACGCGGUAAGGAUUUAAAAAUUUCUGAGUGAAUGAAGCAGACGUCAAAUUUAAAAUGAUAAAUAAAUAGAGCAAAUAAUUAAUAAAAUAAAAUUUUAAAAAAAUGCGCAUUUAAAAAAUUAAUAAGUGCAUUUUUUAUAAAUUUUUUUUUAAAUAUUUACUCCAUUUAUUUGAGAUUUUAAAUUUCUCUGUCGGGUACAUUCACACUCGUAAAUUUCUAUGACUAAAAAUGGAUAAAAAUUUCUAAAAAUAAUUAUCAAUUAUAAAAUAUUCAAAUAAUUUAAAUGCACAAAAUUUAUUUUUCAUUACUAGAAAGUCUGAGACCAAAAAAAAAUAUUAAAUAAUAAUUUAUCACCGUUAAUUAUUAAAUAAUGAUCAGUAAUUAGUCCUAACUAAUGUAAAAAAAAAAAUAAAACCAUUUUCUUCAAGUUAUUAACUCGCAGGAAAUAAAAAAAAACUAGUAAUACAAUAAAAUAUUAAUUAGAGAAAAUGAACAAACAAUAAAAAUAAUUUCUUUUUUAAUUAUGAUAACAACUUUUUAUUAUCAUCUUCAGUCUGAAUGAAGAUUUUAAAUAAAUCAAGAAAAAAAUAUAUAUAGUAGCUCGGAAUUACAUCAAUUGCUGGUAAAAAUAUAGUAAGGAGGUGAAUUAAAAGAAUACUUAUUAAAGAACCUCUCGAAAAAUCAUUAAUAAUAAUAAUAAUAAUAAUAAUAAUGGUCAAUGAAUUAAUUAAUAAUUAAUAACUAUAACUAUUUUAAAUCAAUGACUUUUAAUUUGAAUUUAUUUUUUUAUUCAGCUUUAUGUUCACUUGGUAUUUUUUGAUCCUACAAUAAAACACUUAGCAAUUAUUUAUAUUUAUUAUAUUAUAAUAAUUAUCAUAAUUAUAAUUAUUAUUAUUAAUAAUAAUUAAUUAAUUAAUUAUCAUUUAAUAUUCUAACGAAAAUGGCAUUCAGUUUAUUUAUUAUUUUUUUAUUUUUACUUAUAAGAUUAAUCAUUAAUCAUUCAGUUUUUUUUUCUUUAUAUAUAUAAAAAAAAUAUAAAAUUUUAUCUACUCAAUGGAAACGAUUGGGCAAAUCGUAUUUUAUUAUUUGUACUAUCCGAAUGCCAUUUUAGUAUUAUGUUACAAUAUUUGAAUUUUUUUUUUUAUUUUUUUAAGUAAUUAUUACUUUUAAACUUUUUAUUUUAUUUUAUUUACAAGAAACAGUAUUUUUUACAAACAAUUGUUCAAAAACUGUUUCUUGAGUGUCCUAACUAAAAUACAAUUAAAGUAGAACUCGUAUCGUAACCACUGAUAUAUUUUUUUUUAAUUAGCGUAAUUACAUCACUUGCAACAACAUCAAUAACCGUAACUUUCUUUACAAAAUGUUAAUAAUUUAUAAAAAUGAUAAAGAAAAAAUAUUCAGACAAGUGAUUAAAAAAAAAAAAAAAAAAAACAAUUAAUCAAAAAUUAAUUGAUGUAAUAAAAAUAAUUUUGCCGCAAGUUUUGUAAAAUCGCCGAUACUUACCUGAAAAAAAAAUAUAAUAAUAAUAAUUGGAUACAUUUCGUUAAAAAUACCCACAAUUAAUUAGUGAUAUUUUUAAAUUAAUGAUUCAGUUUUUCCCACGUCAUAAUAACUCGAAUUUUAAAUAUUUUUAUUUAUAAGCUCAAAGUUAACUGUCGAUAUGCAAUUUCAUUUAAAUAAAAUUGCUAAAUCCUCAUCAGUAUUCGUCAUCGCAUUAAUUUGUUUUCGACGUUACAUUUUAUUGCAGUCAUUACUCGCGAAUAUUUUUAAAUUAUAAAUAUAUUUUUAACUUUUUCUUUUUCAUUUAAAUAAAUUGUGUGCGCGAUACACGAGUAGUUGCACUCAACAAUUUAAACUCGUUACUUGCUUUUACUUAUUAAUUUUUUCUCUUUUAUUAUCAAUUAAUUAAUUAAUUAAUUAAAUUUUAUUAUUUUUUACAUAAACUUUACGAGCAAAGCCACUCGGGAAUUUAAUUUAUUUAUGCGUGACCUAAUAAUUGCUUCAUCAGCAACUGUCUUUUUGGCUUCUUGUUCAUCUAUCUCGCGUAUUUAUUUUUUUUUAAUUAAUUAAUUAUACAGUAGAUCACUAAUUUUUUUUUUAACACACGAAUUAUUCGCAGUUGUAAAAAUUUAUUUU
Molecule: messenger RNA, 5189 nt
Organism: Microplitis mediator
Lineage: Eukaryota; Metazoa; Arthropoda; Insecta; Hymenoptera; Braconidae
Gene: wcy
Product: WW domain-containing adapter protein with coiled-coil homolog
Exons: 12
Coding region: 146-2065 (639 amino acids)
Biological process (GO): positive regulation of TORC1 signaling; regulation of autophagy
Cellular component (GO): nucleus
Molecular function (GO): chromatin binding; RNA polymerase II complex binding
Source: RefSeq, a predicted model, not a curated record